Messenger RNA from Malaclemys terrapin pileata, 3871 nucleotides. RefSeq names its product ALF transcription elongation factor 3 (gene AFF3). The transcript is spliced from 21 exons. Gene Ontology annotation, biological process: regulation of gene expression. Lineage: Eukaryota; Metazoa; Chordata; Testudines; Emydidae. The coding region runs from base 27 to 3749 and encodes 1240 amino acids. Gene Ontology annotation, cellular component: super elongation complex; nucleus. The record is from RefSeq and is a predicted model, not a curated record.
UGACGCUUCUCCUCCUCGUCUUCACCAUGGACAGCUUCGACUUCGCCCUGCUCCAGGAAUGGGACCUGGACUCCCUCUGUGUCUAUGAACCAGACAGAAAUGUUCUGCGGAGGAAAGAAUGGGAGAGGAGAAAUCAGGAGGCACAGCAGGAAGAUGGUUCAUUUAAUACCAGUUACUCCCUCUUCAGUGAACCGUACAAGACUAACAAGGGAGAUGAGCUCUCAAAUCGUAUCCAGAAUACAUUAGGCAACUAUGAUGAAAUGAAGGACUUAUUGACGGAUCGAUCCAACCAGAGUCAUCUUGUUGGAGUUCCAAAACCUGGGAUUCCACAGGCACCUGUGAACCAAACUGAUGAACAUUUUAUUGCAGAUUCAAGACCACAGCCUCAGCCUUCCAUCUGCAGCACUUCAUCAUCCAUACCAGCCGCUCUAUCUGGUCAGCAAAGCAAGAGCCCCACAAUGGGUUGGCAGAAAGCUGGGCACAAUGCUUCUGAUGGACAGCAGAGGGCCAGCAAGCAUGGGCACAGAUUGCUUGAGUCACACAAUAGUGACUUCAAAAUGGCUAACCAAAAAACCAGUCUGGAAAAGCUUAAACACUUUGCAUUGAGUCCCACAUCGUCAUCUGUCAGUGCUGCAAAACAAGGUACUUUAAGAUCCGUGCUUGGAGACAGUGUCAGCAAAGCACAACAGCAGUCCAAAUUAAAUUGCAGUGUAGAAGCAGGAUCUCAGGCUCAAGAAAGGCCAGCAAAACACAGCACUGGGCACUGUGUUCAGAACUUCCCUCCUUCACUUGCUUCAAAGCCCAAUAUAGUUCAACAGAAACCAACGGCUUAUGUAAGACCAAUGGAUGGUCAAGAUCAGGCUCCUGAUGAUUCUCCAAAGCUAAAGUUAUCGGCAGAAGCUAAAAUGCACUGUACAUCAUAUAGGGGAGUACCUUCUAAUAAGCCUGACCCAACUAUGGCCAAGACCAAGAUGGCAAAAUUUAACAUUCCCCAGCAAGAAGAGGAGAGUGGAACAGGAGAUAACAGCUGUAUUGAAGAAAUUUUGCGGGAGAUGACCCAUUCUUGGCCUCCCCCACUCUCAGCUAUUCACACACCUGGAAAAGUGGAACAGAGCAAGUUUCCAUUUGCAAACAAGGAGUCGCAGCAGGUGUCUACAGGACACAGCAAUCCAAGGAAAGGUGAUGCUGAGCCAAAGAAUCCAGAAAACAGUGCAUCACAUACAUCAAUGCUAGAAGAUGACCUCAAGUUAAGUAGUGAUGAAGAAGAGAAUAAUCAGCAGGCAGCACAGAGAUCUGCUCUCCGCGUUCUGUCUGACAGCAUUGUCGUGCCGCAGCCCAGUAGCAGAACCUCGGGGCUCUCCAGCAAGAGGUCAAGCAGCAGCAGCUCCAGUGAAUCCGAGAGCAGUUCCGAAUCUGACUCAGAGAGUGAAAGCAGUUCCAGUGAGAGUGACGGCAGCAAGCCCUCUCAUUACUCCAGCCCAGAGCCUGAGCAGCCAUCAUCAAACAAGUGGCAGUUGGAUAAAUGGCUAAAUAAAGUUAAUCCUCACAAAACAUCUAUUCUUAACCAAAAUGAUAAGCAUGGACUGGAGAGCAAUCAGUAUUACAGCAGAAUAAAGGAUGAAGGACAGGAGUGUGAGAAAAUACCAGCUAUUUGCCAAACUGACCUUAGAGACAAGGAAAUUAAGAACCCCAGCAAAGAGGAGUUGAGGCCUAGAACUGCUAAUAAAGCGCCAGGAAAUAAAGGAGGGAAGCAGAAAUCACCUCCUACGGCUGCUGCUGUUUCUGGAGACAGCGGCCCUCAGAGAAGGACGACUUGUAAAAAACAGCCAAGAAGAACAGAGAGGACCUCUGGUGGGGAUGCGUUGAACUGCCAUACAUCUGAGGAUCUCGCUUUGAGCCAAGUAGUUUUGGAAAAUAACAUCUGUGAACAACCUAAAGCCAGGCCCUGCAACAACAGAACUGGGCACAGAAAAGAGCCCCGCUCUGUCGCUGCAUGUGAAAAGAGACGUACCAGAGGGCCAAGCAAAACUGCCCCCAAAUCCAAGGAAUUUAUCGAGACGGAGUCUUCGUCUUCAUCAUCUUCCUCAGAUUCAGAUUCAGAAUCCGAACAAGAGGAAUAUCCUCUGCCCAAACCUCAAACUGUGGCCUCUGCUUCAGGUGGGAGUGAUCAGAGGUUGAGGGACUCCGUGAGCAGUAACACCAACAAAACUAACAGCAGCUGCAGUGCCUUUGGCUCCAUUAAUGCCAGGACUAGUAAUGAUAUAGCAAAGGAGCUGGAGGAACAGUUUUAUACUCUAGUUCCUUUUGGCAGGAAUGAGCUCCUGUCUCCUCUGAAAGACAGUGAUGAGGUAAAAUCACUGUGGGUCAAAAUUGAUUUGACUCUUUUGUCCAGAGUUCCAGAGCGUUUACCUGAGGAGUCACUGGCAAUGAGCACUGGAGGAAAAGAAGAAGCCAGCCUUCAGCAGAAUAAUUGUACUUACCCACCAGCAGAAAAGGUUGUGCCAAAAUCUAGAAGGAAACGCAAGUGUGAAAAUGAAGAAGAGGACAGGGAGAUCAAGAAGACUCAUUUAGAGCGAGAGUGUUCUUCACGAUUAAUUGCCUCUGCCCCAGGUAUUUCAACAGCAAAUCAUUGCAACAGGAACGAACAUAGCUUGGCGAUGCCAAUAAAUAAAAAUGAGAAAAUGCUUCGGUCACCCAUCUCACCCCUCUCUGAUGCAUCAAAACACAAAUACUCCACUGAUGAUUUAACUUCUUCCAGUAGACCUAAUGGCAGCAGUCUAUUACCUUCCUUGUCCUCCAGCAAAAAACAUAAGAGUGAAAUCCAGCCACAGCCACAUCCCGCAGACUGCAAUAAAGCAGUUCACAUCAAUUCAGAAAGUGUUCUCUGCAACAAGCCACACUCCCAAACAGAGCCUUGGCCAUCUUUAUCCAGGGCACACAAAGACUGCAGAAGAACAAAGCUCAUCUUUGAUGAUAUACCACGCAAUGCAGAUCACUUUAUGCAAGAAGCUAAACGGAAGAAGCAUAGAGCAGACGCGAUGGUGGAGAAAUUUGGAAAGGCACUGAAUUACGCUGAAGCAGCAUUAUCGUUUAUUGAAUGUGGAAAUGCUAUGGAACAAGGCCCCAUGGAAUCUAAAUCCCCUUAUACAAUGUAUUCAGAAACAGUUGAACUUAUCAGGUAUGCUGUGAGACUAAAAACCCACGCAGGCCCUAAUGCCACUCCAGAGGACAAACAGCUAGCAGCAUUAUGUUAUCGCUGUUUGGCACUUCUAUACUGGAGAAUGUUCCGACUCAAAAGAGACCAUGCUGUAAAGUAUUCAAAAGCACUUAUUGAUUAUUUCAAGAAUUCAUCGAAAGCUGCCCAGGCUCCAUCUCCAUGGGGUGCCAGUGGAAAGAGCACAGGAACUCCAUCCCCCAUGUCUCCUAGCCCUUCUCCUGUCAGCUCAGUAGGAUCCCAGGGGAGCACUGGUGCCCCUUCCCCCUCUUCCACUAUCAGCAUUCCACAGCGUAUUCAUCAGAUGGCAGCCAAUCACGUCAGUAUUACCAACAGCAUCCUGCACAGCUAUGACUAUUGGGAGAUGGCUGACAAUCUAGCCAAGGAAAAUAGAGAGUUUUUUAAUGAGUUGGAUGCACUGAUGGGACCUGUCACCCUACACAGCAGUAUGGAACAUUUAGUUCAGUACACUCAACAAGGACUUCACUGGGUACGGAGUAGUGCUCACGCAAAAGACUGUGUGCCAUUCAAAUGAACUGCAUAAUCUCCCAUGGACAAUUCAGUUAUUCUGGACACUGUGCUACAGAAAUAAUCAACCAUAGCAUCCAAAUAAAGGUGAAUAUUUCUUCAAUGUUGAACAACAUUUUUCAGAGUGUA